UUUUUUUCAACUGACCAAAUCCAUCCAACGUUGGCUUUGUUCGGACAUCGUGGAUAAGCCCUUAAGGUUUUGACGAUUCCAGUUUUUUAUUUUUUUUAUUUUUUGACCGAUUUUUGUUUUGUCGUAUCCCCGGACGUGUUUGGAGCUCAGCCCAGAUGUCGCUGGGCAUGAUGGGCAUGUGCAGGGCCGUGGCUCUCUUGGCGAUCCUCGUUGCCUGGAGGGAGAAGGCUUGCGAAGCGCUGGAUCCGAGCUCAGGGGAAGCAGACAAGUCCCCACAGGCAGAGGGCGACUCGUGGGACGUCCUGCACAGAAACAGACGCAGCUGGGUAUGGAACCAGUUCUUCGUGCUGGAGGAGUACACCGGGAAUGAACCGCUCUAUGUCGGAAAGCUUCAUUCGGACGUGGACAAAGGCGAUGGCAAAGUCAAGUACGUGCUCUCGGGGGAAGGAGCCACGUCCAUCUUCACCAUUGAUGAGAACACGGGGGACAUCCACGCCACCAAACGCCUCGACAGGGAAGCUCAGGCCUACUACACUCUGCAGGCCCAAGCUGUGGACCGGAUCACCAAUAUUCCCGUGGAGCCCAAGUCCGAGUUUGUGGUCAAAGUGCAGGACAUCAACGAUAACGAGCCCAAGUUCCUGGACGGACCCUAUUUGGCAGGAGUCCCUGAGAUGUCUCCACUGGGAACCAUGGUGGUGCAAGUGGCAGCCACAGAUGCGGACGACCCCACCUACGGGAACAGCGCCAGGGUGGUCUACAGCAUCAUUCAUGGACAGCCGUACUUCUCUGUGGAGCCCAAGACGGGUGUGAUCAGAACAGCUCUCCCGAAUAUGGACCGUGAGACCAGGGACCAGUACGUGCUGGUGAUCCAGGCCAAAGACAUGGUGGGGCAGAUGGGUGGACUCUCGGGGACCACCUCAGUCACGGUGACGCUAACAGACGUUAACGACAACCCGCCGCGCUUCCCUCACAAAAACUACCAGUACACAGUGGCAGAGUCGUUACCGGUGCAGUCGGUGGUGGCACGGAUCAAAGCAGCAGAUGCAGACAUCGGGUCCAACGCGGAGAUGGACUACAGGAUCAUGGACGGAGACGGGCCGGGACAGUUCAACAUCACCACAGACGAGGACACCCAGGACGGGGUCAUCCUGCUGCUCAGGCCGUUGGACUUUGAAACCAAGAGCAGCUUCUCCCUGCGGAUUGAGGCGACAAACCGCCACAUUGACUCGUCCUUCCUGAGCCUGGGUCCGUUCAGUGACACCACAUCGGUAAAGGUGACCGUGGAGGACGUGAACGAGCCCCCGGUUUUCUCCGCCCCCUUCAGCCGCAUGGUCGUGUCGGAGGAUGCACGGGUUGGAACCUCCAUUGGAAGAGUGUCGGCGCAUGAUCCAGACAACAGCAACAGUGCCAUCAGGUAUUCCAUUGACAGAAACACAGACUUGGAGCGCUUCUUUAACGUGGAUGCCCUCAGUGGAAUCAUCAGCACUGCUAAACCUCUUGACCGGGAGGCCAAUUCUGUGCACAACCUUACCAUCUUUGCCAUCGAGAGUCAGGACCCUACGCAGAUCGGACGCGGUAUUGCUUUGGUCACUGUUCUGGACAUCAAUGACAAUGCUCCGGUUUUUGCCAUAGACUACGAGACGCUCCUGUGUGAGAACUCCAUGCCUGGACAGGUGAUCCAGACCAUUAGUGCGGUGGACAGGGACGAGCCUCUGAGUGGACAUCGCUUCUACUUUUCUUUGGCCGCACCUGUCGCCAGCAACCUCAACUUCACCCUGAGGGACAACAAAGACAACACGGCGUCCAUCUUGACCAAGCGCGGGGGAUUCCGGAGGCGGGAGCAGCCGGUGUACCGUUUGCCCGUGCUGAUCGUGGACAGUGGGACCCCGGCUCUGAGCAGCACCAACACUCUGUCGGUGCGAGUGUGCGAGUGCGAUUCCGACGGGGUGGCACUGUCCUGUGGAGCCAUAGCCUACACCGCCACCGGCCUCAGCACCGGCGCUCUUAUGGCAAUACUGGGCUGCAUCAUCACACUGCUGGUGAUGGUUCUUCUGAUCGUGAUGAUGCGUCGCCGUCGGAAGGAGCCUCUGAUCCUGGACGAGGAGCGUGACAUCCGUGAGAACAUCGUCCGCUACGACGACGAGGGCGGCGGGGAGGAAGACACCGAGGCCUUCGACAUGGUCACCCUACGCAACCUCAACGUCAUGAGAGACCCCAACGUGCGCCGUGACGUCACCCCGGACACGCCCACAUUCUUUCACUACCCGCCCGCCGCCGCCCGUCCCUCCUACAAAACACUCCCGGACAACGUGGUCUUCCGGGAGUUCAUCUGGGACCGCCUUAAGGAUGCCGACGUCGACCCUUCAGCCCCGCCGUACGAUUCCUUGCAGACGUACGCUUUUGAAGGUAGCGGCUCGGUGGCGGAGUCGCUAAGUUCGCUGGAAUCUCUAAGUACAGACUCGGAUCAGAACUAUGACUAUCUUAGCAACUGGGGUCCGCGUUUCAAAAAGCUAGCCGACCUUUACGGCAACAGCGAAGGGGCGAGUAUUUUCUCAUAGCGCCCUUUAGUGGCUUUCUAUAUAUCGACACUCCUCGGACUAAAAGAAAAAAAAAUAAUUUAUUGUUGACGGUAUAUGAUUUGUCUGCCUUAGUGCAUCGGAGGGAAGAUUCAAAGACAAACACAAGAGAUAUUGAAAGGAAAGGACUCAGACUUCAAAGCUUGUGGUUUGUUUACUGCCCCAUAUGGAUUUUUCUAAAGCGUACCAUGGCGAGUUUGACACAGACUUCAAAAGUGGCUUGACUGGGGAGGAAACCUUGUGUGCAAAAGACAUUAAAGGUUCCAGAUUCGGGCUCCGGGCCAACCAUUGACUGCUGAAUGAAUUUGUGUCAGAACUGUUUUCGGGAGGAGGGGGGAAGGGAAGGCACCUGUCCUUGCAUCUCGCUUUUGAUGCGUUUUUUUGCUAUCUUUGUGCUCUGAAAAAAGAACUGAAGUUUGUCAUAAAGUGCUGCGUCUCGCGUGGCUAAUCACUUGACUGUUCGUACGGGCAACAGUUUAUAUGUUAAUGAUUUCUUCUUUAGCAUUUUGCUUUGACGGGAACAGGCUUGGGAAGAGCGUUUUUUGCCAUAAACAUUUCAACACAGAGCCUCGUUACUCAAGGACUACAUUUGAAAAGCGCAACUAAACAUUCAUUUCCCGUCAACGUGCUAAAGACACAAUGAGACAAUAAUAAGUUGCUUAAACAAAGGGAUCACUACUUUCCUUACAAAACAUUUUUCAAAUCUUUAAAUGUGGAGUGUGUCUAUUUUUUACUUUCUAACACCAAGUCAGAAGUAUGAAUUCUGAGCUAUGAAAUGUCAGGACUCACUUGUAAUUCUCUGUACAAGACGGGGUCGAGGUAUGCUUCGCUGAAGGUCAGAACAGCUCAAUUGCCAGAUUAAUGGCAAAUAGACUGUAGAAAAAUAUAAUCAUUUGUUUCUGAAGUGACAGUGCUUAACCGGGUGAAGUGGCAGUUUGUAAGUAAAUGACAUUUGCUUCUAUAGUCGGCACAGAGCAGAAUAUAGUGUCCUUCAGAAAUGAAGCUUACGUUAUGGUAUGUCUAUUGGUGA
Periophthalmus magnuspinnatus is the source of this 3606-nucleotide messenger RNA. RefSeq names its product cadherin 7a (gene cdh7a). The record is from RefSeq and is a predicted model, not a curated record. Bases 156 to 2558 code for a protein of 800 amino acids. Gene Ontology annotation, biological process: cell-cell junction assembly; adherens junction organization; cell morphogenesis. Gene Ontology annotation, molecular function: cadherin binding; calcium ion binding. Lineage: Eukaryota; Metazoa; Chordata; Actinopteri; Gobiiformes; Gobiidae. The transcript is spliced from 11 exons. Gene Ontology annotation, cellular component: plasma membrane; catenin complex; adherens junction.